This is a messenger RNA of Fomitiporia mediterranea MF3/22, 636 nucleotides long. RefSeq lists its product as uncharacterized. The record is from RefSeq and is a predicted model, not a curated record. Lineage: Eukaryota; Fungi; Basidiomycota; Agaricomycetes; Hymenochaetales; Hymenochaetaceae. The coding region runs from base 1 to 636 and encodes 211 amino acids. The transcript has 3 exons.
AUGACCUUGCUGGUGUUGCUUGCCUUUGCAGUUGCUAAUGUGUCCCGAGCACAGUUGUCUACCGCUUCAUUGGUUGAUGUCGGAUUUCUUAUUGAACCUCCUGACCAGCAGGGUCAGGUAGUUGGAACGGGCGCAGAUGGUACGACAUUCAUCGUUUCUGGGACAUUCGGUGAGAUUGAAGUUGGUUACACCAUGACCGUUGUGCAGGACGUAUCACAUAUCUCUAAAGGUGCUGAACUCGUCACGUCAUCCAUCACGAUGCCCUACGAAGUCCAAUGUGAACUUCAAACGGACGGUGACGCAGUCUGCACAGAGCGUCUCGACUUGGGGGUGAUCACAACAACUCAGGACAUAAUCCUGACCGGUAUUGUUGUGAGUCCAGGUGGUGGAGGCAGUGGAGGCGUGACAGCCUCUAGUGCAACGACGCCAAUUCAGACCAAGACCCACCACUCGGUAACAGCGACCGCCGCUGGGCCCGAUCCUACUGACACCUUUGGGGGGGACUCUCCUAGUGGAGGUUCGAUUCCAAGCCUUGGUGGACUACCUGGAUUUCCCGAUGCUGGUUCCUUAAGCUGUAAUGUGCCUGGAAGACUUUUGGCCAUCCCGUUUGUGUUGGUGCUCAUGAGCAUCAUCUGA